GAAACGUAAACUUUGGCCGUACGGAAACAGCGUCGUAUUUGGAUGUCUCAUUGUCUUUGUGGCAAAAAGGCAGCGUGCUAAAUCCGUCCUUUGCCACCGUUGAGCGGCCGGUGAACCCCAAGCCGAAUCACCGUCUCUCCCACCUCUCUCUCUCCCCUCUCUCUCUCUCCUUUUUUACAUGACGGCGCUGAGACCUCUCUCCGGGCGAUCACGAUCGCUGCGAUGUUCGUCGGAGAAGAUGGAAGGUACCGGAAGCUGGGACGUGCUUGAAUGGACUAAACUCGAUUCAGCUUCAUGGUCAGGCUCGUAUUCGAAUUUGGAUUGCUUGCUGGAAUCUGAGAGGAUCAUCUUCGAGGCUUGUGGAGUUAUUCUCAUUAACACCGAUGAGGCAGGGACCCUCUUGUUAUCAAAUUUCCGUAUUCUGUUUUUGAGUGAAGGAACCAGAAAGCUUGUUCCACUUGGUACAAUUCCAUUUGUAGCUAUCGAGAAGUUUAACAAACUGGCGCCGAAAGUUCAAUCAAACAAAUAUCACAACAAUGAGAAUGCACCGACACGACUUUUACAGGUCACUGGAAAAGAUAUGAGAAUAGUUGUCUAUGGUUUUCGACCUGGUACCAAGCAGAGACAUACUGUAGUUGAUACGCUAUUGAGGUGUAACAAACCAGAGAGAGUAUGGGAUCUUUAUGCUUUUACAUGCGGACCUUCCCAAUUCGGUAACACAAACCCAAAGGAAAGAUUGCUUAAUGAAUAUUUUCGCCUUCUCGGAAAAAGUUCACAACGAGCGUCAAUGAAUAUGAUUGAAGACGGUUCAUUCACUCUAUCCAAUGAUCUUUGGCGUAUAACUAACUUAAACUCAAAUUAUGACUUGUGCCAGAGUUAUCCGUUUGCUUUGAUGGUUCCAAAAUCCAUUAGUGAUGAAGAGCUGCUCCAGACUUCUACUUUCCGGGCAAGAUGUCGCUUACCUGUGAUCUCGUGGUGUCAUCCAGGAAGUGGAGCUGUGAUUGCUCGCUCAUCACAACCUUUAGUUGGUCUGAUGAUGAACAUGAGGAGUAACUCUGAUGAGAAACUUGUUGCUUCAUUCUGCACUCAAUUAGCUGGUCAUAAGGGAGCACGAAGGAAGCUUUAUAUCGUAGAUGCAAGACCUAGGAAAAAUGCAUUAGCAAAUGGAGCAAAGGGAGGAGGCUCAGAAUCAUCUUCAAAUUAUUUGCAAUCUGAAAUUGUUUUUUUGGGGAUAGACAACAUACAUGCAAUGAGAGAGAGCUUUUCCCGCCUUAGGGAUUAUUUAGAUAUGCAUGGUACAACAUCAUCCGAUGGGACGUCAUCAUUCUUGAGGCAUGGUGGCUGGACGUGGGGUGGAGGUAAUCUCAGUAGUAUGUCUGCUUCAGUAUCCGUGCUUGGAGAUAGUGGUUGGUUGAGUCACAUUCAGAGCAUCUUAGCUGGUGUAGCAUGGAUUGCUGCACGUGUUGCUAUGGAGUCAGCAUCAGUUCUUGUGCACUGCAGUGAUGGAUGGGACAGAACAACUCAGCUGGUUUCUCUUGCAUGCUUAUUGCUUGAUCCUUACUACAGAACAUUUUCUGGGUUUCAGGCUCUUGUCGAAAAGGAUUGGUUAUCAUUUGGUCACCCAUUUUCGGAUCGGGUGGGAAUGCCAAACGUGUCUGAAUCUGGUAAUUUUGAAUUACCAAUUCAGUCUUCUUCUGCUCGAAGUUUUCCUUCAUCUCCAGUGCGGCAAUCUCCAGGAUCAGCAGCUGCUCAAUCCUCUAGCUCUUCAUAUGGGCUGAACAACUAUUCUCCUAUAUUUUUGCAGUGGCUUGAUUGCAUUUCACAGCUAAUGCGGAUGUAUCCUUCUGCUUUCGAGUUUUCUCCGACUUUUCUGGUAGAUUUCAUAGACUGCUUGCUUUCGUGUCGUUUUGGGAACUUUUUGUGCAAUAGUGAAAAAGAGAGGCAGCAAUGUGGGAUUUCUGAAACCUGUGGAUGCAUUUGGGCCUACUUGGCUGAUUUGCGUUCCUCCAGUGGAACUUCUCAUGUCCACUGUAACCCAUUUUAUGAUCCUUCAAGAUAUGAUGGCCCAUUAUUACCUCCUGCAGCAGCUCUAGCCCCAACUCUCUGGCCCCAGUUCCAUCUCCGGUGGGCCUGCCCUGUGGAGCCGAACGUCACAGAAACCGAAGACCAAUGUAGAGCCAUGACUGUUAAGUAUUCAGAAAUGAAGAAGGAAAAAGAAGAAGCAGAGAGAAAGGUAGAUGAGUUAUCUUCUGCAAUGGAGUCAUUGAACGAAGAGUUACUGAACGAGAGAGAUAUAAGCCGUGCAGCUAGAGAAUCAGCAAAGAGGGCUACAAAAGAGCGUGCAGUCAUAUCACGAGCUGUGCAGUCACUCGGCUGCAAAGUUAAAUUCACAAGAAACGGAGAUUGCACAGUUGAAGUAGAAGACGGGCCUCAGAAAUGUUCACACUCAAUUCCCCAAAAACAAUCUGAGGACAACACCACAGAUGUCUCAGAAUCUAUCUCAUCGGUUACUGAACAAAAUGUGUGUGAAGCAGUGUGUCCGUUGCGUACAAGAGAAGGAACGUGUAGAUGGCCUGAUGCGGGUUGUGCUCGAAUCGGGAACCAAUUUCUCGGGUUGAAAACAAACUUUGAAGCGUUUGAUAAUCUAUGCGUCUACGACAGCUAUUUCACAGCUGAAUGAGAGACCAAGUUUUCACCAGAUUGACCAAAAAUGAAGAACCUGUGUGUAUUUUUUUUGACAGAGUAAGGCAUAGCAAACACCAAUGAGGAACAGAAUCAUCAAUAAAACCCCAUAAAAAGGCGGUACAAAACCGCCAAACCAAGAGCGUUUUGGAAAGUGGGUGCGCUUCGGGAACUAACUUCUUGUAUAGGCAAUGCGAUCAUGUAUAGACUAGAGUCUGCUGCAGGUUGCUGGCUUCAUUGAGAACGUUAGAUUUGUUAUUUUAUUUUUGUUGGUUGAUGAAAUGACUAAAGAUUGAAAGUUAUGUACAAAUUUCUUAACGAAUUUGUUGUAACGAAAACUGAUAAUAGGAUUAUUGAGACGACAACAGCUAUUAUUAUCAUCAGUUCCAAGAAACUCAAAAAAAGAAAAAACUUGGACGUGAGGAGUGUUAAUUGAUUGAAGUAUUAAAUAUAUGAAUUAUGAAGAGU
Arabidopsis thaliana (thale cress) is the source of this 3150-nucleotide messenger RNA. It is a transcript of the gene MTM2, whose product is annotated as Myotubularin-like phosphatases II superfamily. Lineage: Eukaryota; Viridiplantae; Streptophyta; Magnoliopsida; Brassicales; Brassicaceae. Gene Ontology annotation, cellular component: cytoplasm. The record is from RefSeq and is marked reviewed. Bases 179 to 2680 code for a protein of 833 amino acids. Gene Ontology annotation, molecular function: phosphatidylinositol-3,5-bisphosphate 3-phosphatase activity; phosphatidylinositol-3-phosphate phosphatase activity; hydrolase activity. The transcript is spliced from 19 exons.